GUUGCAGCACCCAUUAUGUGUUCACAUAAUGUAGACAGAACCAACAACUUGAACAGAUUGCAGUUGGAGAAGUUGGGAAAUGUGUUAGAGAAGACAGUAAAACACAUUGGCAAAACCGACUGGGUUUUCUGGUCUAGGCAACUUCUUAAUUCUUGCAGCUACUGUCCAGUUGAGGACAUGCUGUUCAAAGUGUCACAGUGCAAUCUGUCCUCAAGCAAUGUCACCACAAGUAUGCUGUGGAAGAAUUCACACAAUCAACUGAAGAUAGAGGGAGGACUGGAGUAUCAUCUAAAACAAAAUAUCUUCUGUGUUUUAUAG
Lingula anatina is the source of this 318-nucleotide messenger RNA. RefSeq lists its product as uncharacterized. NCBI's taxonomy places the organism in Eukaryota, Metazoa, Brachiopoda, Lingulata, Lingulida, Lingulidae. The record is from RefSeq and is a predicted model, not a curated record.